This is a messenger RNA of Enhydra lutris kenyoni (northern sea otter), 1790 nucleotides long. RefSeq names its product aurora kinase A. The transcript has 9 exons. Lineage: Eukaryota; Metazoa; Chordata; Mammalia; Carnivora; Mustelidae. The coding region runs from base 114 to 1331 and encodes 405 amino acids. The record is from RefSeq and is a predicted model, not a curated record. Gene Ontology annotation, molecular function: protein kinase activity; ATP binding. Gene Ontology annotation, cellular component: spindle midzone; spindle microtubule; chromosome passenger complex. Gene Ontology annotation, biological process: mitotic centrosome separation; centrosome cycle; meiotic spindle organization.
CUCUCAGAUUAGAGGGUUUAACUCCUAUUUAAAAUGAAGACUUUGAAUCUUAACGGCUGAGCUCUAAGAAGCGCUCGGCUCCCUUGGGUCGGAGGCUGGAGCCGACGGGCAUCAUGGACAGAUCUAAAGAGAACUGCAUUGCGGGGUCUCUUAAGACCACGAUUGCACUCAGUGAUGGUCCAAAACGUGUUCCGGUGACUCAGCAAAUUCCUCCUCCAAAUCCGUUAUCUGCAAAUACUGGCCAGGCCCAGCGCAUCUUGUGUCCUUCAAACUCCUCCCAGCGGAUUCCUCCACAAGCACAAAAGCUCGUCUCCAGCCAUAAACCGGUUCAGAAUCUGAAGCAGAAGCAAUUGCAGGCAACCAGUGUCUCUCGUCCUGUCUCUAGGCCACUGAAUAAUACCCAAAAGAAGGAGCAGCCAUCAUCAUCAGCCCCUGGAAGUAAUUCUGAAAAGGAACUGGCAACAAAACAGAAAAGUGAAGAAUCGAAAAAAAGGCAAUGGGCUUUGGAAGAUUUUGAAAUUGGUCGUCCCCUGGGUAAAGGAAAGUUUGGUAAUGUUUACUUGGCGAGAGAAAAACAAAGCAAGUUUAUCCUGGCUCUUAAAGUAUUAUUUAAGGCUCAACUGGAGAAAGCAGGGGUUGAGCAUCAGCUGAGAAGAGAAGUAGAAAUACAGUCCCACCUCAGGCAUCCAAACAUCCUCAGACUGUAUGGCUAUUUCCAUGAUGCCACCAGAGUUUACCUAAUUCUAGAAUAUGCACCUCUCGGAGCUGUCUACAGAGAACUUCAGAAACUGUCGAAGUUUGAUGAGCAGAGAACUGCUACUUAUAUCACAGAGUUGGCAGAUGCCCUGUCUUACUGUCACUCAAAAAGAGUCAUUCAUAGAGACAUUAAGCCAGAGAACCUACUCCUUGGAUCGGCUGGAGAGCUUAAGAUCGCAGACUUCGGGUGGUCGGUACACGCCCCAUCCUCCAGGAGAACCACCCUCUGUGGCACCCUGGAUUACUUGCCCCCAGAGAUGAUUGAAGGCCGAAUGCAUGAUGAGAAGGUAGAUCUCUGGAGCCUUGGGGUUCUUUGCUAUGAAUUUCUCGUUGGGAAGCCACCUUUUGAGGCAAGCACGUACCAAGAGACCUACAAAAGAAUAUCACGGGUUGAAUUCACAUUCCCUGACUUUGUGCCGGAAGGAGCCAGGGACCUCAUUUCAAGACUGUUGAAACAUAAUCCCAGCCAAAGGCCGACUCUCAAAGAAGUACUAGAACACCCCUGGAUCAUAGCGAAUUCAUCAAAACCAUCAAGUAGCCAAAAAAGCAAAGAAUCAACUAGCAAACAAUCUUAAGAAUGGUGCACGGGGAGGACUCUGAGAGGCAGGGCUGCCAUCUGGUGUCACAACAGGCCUCCCCCGUGCCCGAGGGCACUUCCGACAAAGGCCUGCUGAGCAGGCGCUGCCUCAGUCUCCCCACCCAAGAGUGCACUCCAGCGAACACUGCUUUGGAGUGAAAGGAGCCACAGGAAUGGACAGUGUCACUAGUUUCACAACCCGGAAGCGAGGUUCACCUGGAGCCUCCCCACAGCCUGGCUGGAGCGAGGCCUCCCUGUGGAGGGGGGACCGGCUCGGGGUCUGACUGCGGGGAGAGGGGCCACAUCACCGUGACUCCGUCAGUGACACAGGCGUGCAAUAACCUUCUGAGCCCUUCGUGUGUGUGUAACUUAUUGGGUGGCCAAGCCUGGGAAAGCCGUCAGGAUGAACAUGUGAUUCUUUCUUUUAAUGUUAAAAUAAAGAUUUUUUGUCGACUUC